This is a messenger RNA of Guillardia theta CCMP2712, 3468 nucleotides long. RefSeq lists its product as hypothetical. The transcript is spliced from 9 exons. The record is from RefSeq and is a predicted model, not a curated record. Gene Ontology annotation, biological process: DNA-templated transcription. Gene Ontology annotation, molecular function: DNA binding; DNA-directed RNA polymerase activity; ribonucleoside binding. Gene Ontology annotation, cellular component: RNA polymerase III complex. The coding region runs from base 1 to 3468 and encodes 1155 amino acids. Lineage: Eukaryota; Cryptophyceae; Pyrenomonadales; Geminigeraceae.
AUGGAUGGGGACCCAGUGAAAGUGAAGGAGGAGGUUAUCGCAGAGAAUAGCUCGAUUCCUUCAUGCCUGCUUGCUCCUGCGGAUCAGAUCGGGAAACCGAUCAAGACUGUCAAAGAUAAGUGGAGGCUCUUACCGGCGUUUCUCAAGGUUCGAGGUCUGACAAAGCAGCAGAUAGAUUCCUUCAACUACUUUCUCAACGUUGAUAUGAAACUCAUUCUGAAGGCCAACAACAAGAUCACCUGUGACGCCGAUCCCGGCUGGUACCUUGAGUACAAGGACAUCCGUGUUGGUCCUCCCAAUGUCGAUGCCUUCUGUGACAGGCCCGCAGGUGUCAACGAAGGGAUCACGCCGCAGCAGUGCCGCCUGCGGGACAUGACGUACUACGCUCAGAUCCUGGUGGACAUCGAGUACACGCGCGAUCAGGCUGGAGGAGGAGGAAAGAAGGAGCGAGUGCGGAAGGACAACCACCCGAUAGGCAGGAUGCCAAUAAUGCUCCGAUGCUCCCACUGCGUGCUCAAUGGCAAGUCAGAGACGGAGAUGUCGGCCAUGGGAGAGUGUCCGCUGGAUCCUGGAGGAUACUUCGUGGUCAGAGGGACGGAGAAGGUGAUUCUGAUCCAGGAGCAGCUGUCCAAGAAUCGUAUCAUCAUAGAGCGAGACGCGAAGGGCCAGCCAUCUGCCUCCGUCACUUCGUCGACAGCCAAGACCAAGACCAAGACCAACAUCACCAUCAAGAACGGACGGUUCCAGCUGAAGCACAACUCUUUCACCGACAGCAUCCCCAUCGUCAUCGCCCUGAAGGCUAUGGGCUUGACCUCCGAUCAAGAGAUCAUUCAGCUGGUGGGCUCAGAAGCCUUGUUUGCAGACGAUCUCGCGGCUUCUCUUGAGGUCUGUGCGACUGAGAUACGUCCACAGGCGCUUGACUACAUAGGAAAUAAGAUUAAGCCAACCAAGUUUGCUAGACGGCAGCAGUCCACGAAAGCGGAAGAGGCUCGAGAGAAGCUAGCGACAGUUGUGGUUUCGCACGUGCCAGUGGUGAAGUACGAUUUCCGAGCAAAGGCGAUCUACAUCUGUUUGAUGCUUCGCCGCAUCAUCCAAGCAAUGCACGACGAGACUGUGAUGGACGACAAGGAUUACUACGGCAACAAGAGGUUGGAGCUUGCUGGUCAGACCAUGUCCCUUCUCUUCGAAGAUGUGUUCAAGAGCUUCAACAGCGACGUGCAGAAAAUCGCGCAGAAGCAGCUGGAAAAACCUUCUCGGACCACCACUUUCGACGUCCUCAAGUACCUUCCUCCCACCAAGAUCACUUCGGCCCUCGUCAAUGCUAUUAGCACGGGCAACUGGAACCUCCGGAGGUUCGGGAUGGAGCGCCAGGGAGUAACGCAAGUUCUCUCGCGCCUCUCCUACAUCGCGGCGCUCGGAAUGAUCACCCGCGUGCAGAGUCAGUUCGAGAAGACGAGAAAGGUCAGCGGGCCCCGCGCCCUGCAGCCCUCUCAGUGGGGGAUGUUGUGCCCGGCUGACACGCCCGAGGGAGAAUCUUGCGGCCUUGUCAAGAACUUGUCGCUCAUGACGCACGUCACGACUGAUGACGACGAGCUUCCUAUCGAGCUUCUCUGCUAUGAUCUCGGUGUUGAGGACCUCGGAAUCCUCUCGGGGGAGGAGGCGACGCUGGGGAACGUGUACCUGGUGUUCCUCAACGGUCUUCUUCUCGGCCUCCACCGCGCGCCCAAGAACUUCGUGCAGCUCCUGCGAGCGAUGAGGAGGAGAGGUCGCCUGGGGGAGUUUGUGUCCAUCUACUCCAACGCCCGGCAGCGCACUGUGCACAUCUCGUGCGAUGGGGGGCGCGUCUGCCGUCCUCUGAUCAUCGUCAAGAACGGCAGGUCGUUCGUCACUGACCAGCACAUCAAGGAGGUUCUCAGCAACUGCCGGACGUUCUCCGACUUCCUCAAGGAAGGGCUGAUUGAGUACCUCGAUGUGAACGAGGAGAACGACUCGCUCAUCGCCCUCUACGAGCAUGGCAUCGGCCCCAAGACCACUCAUCUCGAGAUCGACCCCUUGACCGUCAUGGGAGCCUGCGCAGGUCUCAUCCCGAACCCCCACCACAACCAGUCGCCUCGCAACACCUACCAGUGCGCCAUGGGCAAGCAGGCAAUCGGAGCCAUCGCAUACAACCAGCUUCAGAGGAUAGACACGCUCCUCUACCUCCUUGUCUACCCCCAGAGGCCCCUAGCUCAGACAAAGACCAUCGAGUUCAUCAACUUCCAUCGCAUCCCCGCAGGUCAGAACGCCACAGUGGCGGUCAUGAGCUACACAGGCUACGAUAUCGAGGACGCUGUUGUGCUCAACCGCUCUGCCGUUGAUCGAGGGUUCGGCCGGACGAUCGUGCUCAAGAAGUCAACAACCUCCCUCAAGCGCUAUUCCAAUGCGGCCGAGGAUCGCAUCACCUACCCGCAGUCAGGAGGAAACGAGCGACUGGCGUUGAGGACGGCAAACUUAGACAGGGACGGGAUCGUGGGGGUGGGCAGCAAGGUGUCGCAGGGUCAGAUCCUUGUCAACAAGAUGGUGCCCAAGGACAUCAGCACCGUUAUCAACAACCCCGACGAGCUGCGAGAGGACGCGUUCAAGAGCGCUCCUCUCGUGUACAAGGACAAGGCAGACGGCUACGUCGACCAGGUGCUCCUGACUUCCAACCACGACGAGCACUUCCUGGUGAAAGUUCUCAUGAGGACAACUCGCCGCCCUGAACUCGGCGACAAGUUCUCCUCCAGGCACGGGCAGAAGGGAGUGACAGGCAUCAUCAUCCCCCAGGAAGACAUGCCCUUCACUGAGGAAGGCCUGUGUCCAGACCUCAUCAUGAACCCUCACGGCUUCCCCUCGCGCAUGACAGUCGGCAAGCUGCUGGAGAUGCUCGGGGGCAAGGCUGCCCUCAUGAACGGGAAGUUCGCUGACGCGACGGCCUUCGCCUCGACGGCGAGCUCAGUGCAGGCGAUCUCGGACACGCUGGUGCUGCAUGGCUAUCACUUCGGGGGGAAGGAGCUGUUGACGUCAGGGAUCACGGGGGAGCCUGUUCCAGCCUACAUCUUCUUCGGGCCUAUCUACUACCAGAAGCUCAAACACAUGGUGCAGGACAAGAUGCACGCCCGACACAAGGGCCCUAGGACUGUGCUGACAAGGCAGCCGACAGAGGGGAGGAGCAAGGAUGGAGGGCUGCGCCUGGGAGAGAUGGAGCGAGACUGCUUGGUGAGCUACGGGAGCUCGGCGCUGCUGCUGGAGAGGUUGAUGAUCUCUUCGGACGAGUUCCAGUGCCACGUAUGCAAGAAGUGCGGGCUGAUCGGAUACCCCGGAUGGUGUCAAAACUGCAAGACAAAUCUUCACAUGUCCAUGAUCCAGAUGCCAUACGCCUGCAAGCUUGUCUUCCACGAGCUUCAAAGCAUGAACAUCGUCCCUCGAUUAAGGCUCGAAGACAUGUAG